AACAUUUCUGGGAUCUUUUAUUUCAGCUCAUGAAACAUGGGACCAACACUUUACAUAUUGCGUUUAUAUUUUUGUUCAGUUUCAGUAUAAAUCUGGCAUGGCUCAAAGGGAAACAACGUUCACUUUCACUUCAGAAGUGCAACAAUUUGAUCGAGUGGGGUGGAGGAGGAGGAGGAGUAUGAAGGCUCAUUGACUACUAAGCGGUGAGCUCUUGGAACGGGACAACACUUUCUGCCCAGCGGAGAAUAGUAUUUUUGGAAAAGUGUUUCUCUUGAAAGCAUGUCCAAAUAUAAGCCAUGGCAGAUAUGUUGCUGUCUCUGUAUCGGUUUAUUUGGUGCCAUAAUAUUCAUCUGUCUCUGCAUGCUAGUCUUCGGCGUAUUUAUCCACCGAGGAUGCUCCGAGGACACGUACCAGCACGCGGCGGUUUCUGCGGACUCUAAACUUUGCUCGGACAUUGGCAGAGAUAUACUGCAACAAGGAGGAUCGGCAGUAGAUGGCGCCAUUGCAGCUCUGUUGUGCACCUCACUGGUCAACCCUCAGAGCAUGGGCCUGGGAGGAGGCUCCAUAUUCACUGUUAGGGACAAAACUGGCACGGUGAAAACCUUCAGUUCGAGAGAGACUGUUCCACAGUCAUUCAAAGCUGAUCUGCUGAAGGGCUGUCCAACAUCUGUCAUAUUUAUCACAGGUAGUCAGUGGAUUGGCGUUCCUGGAGAGUUGCGUGGGUAUGAGGUGGUUCACAGAAUGUAUGGGAAGCUGCCCUGGGCCAGGCUGUUUGAGCCCACCAUUAGACUGGCCAGAGAAGGAUUUCCUAUGCCACCCUUCCUGGGAUCCCUCCUUAACAUCACACUCAUAGGAAACCUGGUGAAAGCAACAUCACUCUGGUAUGAGGUGUUCUGCCACAAGAACAAGACGGUGCUGGGCAUAGGAGACACAUUGAAGUUCCCUAAACUGGCAGAAACCAUGGAAACCAUUGCAGAACAAGGUGUAGAUGCCUUUUACACUGGCCAAAUUGGACUUGACUUGAUCCAAGACGUAAAAGCAGCAGGUGGGACCCUUACCAUGGAGGAUCUGAAGUCAUUCAGAGUCAGAGUGGAGGAUGCCUGGACUGUUCCUCUUGGCGAUUACCAGAUGCACAUUCCUCCACCUCCUGCAGGGGGAGUCAUGCUCGCCUUCAUCCUCAACCUUGUUAAAGGUACAUUAGGGUUCCAUUUCACCCCCAGGUCCAUGGAGGAGGACCAGAAGGUCCUGACCUAUCACUGCUACAUAGAGGCAGCUAAAUUUGCUAACGGACAGAGGAAGAGCGUUCACGAUCCUGUUUUCAACACUAAAAAAGAUGCAUCGCAUAUGGUGGACUCUGACUUUGCUGAUCGGAUCAGGGUAUUGAUCAGUAAAAACCGUACCUAUAAUGACUCCUACUACAACAUAACACCUUCCCCUGACCGCUUUGGGACCACACACGUGUCAGUCCUGGCUGAAGAUGGAUCUGCAGUUUCUGUCACAAGUACCAUCAACCAAAUUUUUGGUGCAGGGAUUUACUCCAGUAGAACAGGCAUCAUCCUCAACAACGAGCUGGCUGACUUCUGUUUUAGAGCAGAGAGAUUGAGUGCAGGUGAACAGCCUCCCUCUUCAAUGGCUCCAGCUAUACUGAGCUCCAGCUCUGGGAAAAAUACCCUUGUAAUUGGGGGAUCAGGGGGUAGCAUGAUCACGACCGCCAUGGCCCUGUCCAUAAUGAACCACCUUUGGUUGGGGAUGAGUUUGAAAGAUGCCAUUGCUGCACCUAUAGUGUUCGUCGAUGGCAAAAACAAUGUGAAGUUUGAGCAUGGCUUUGAUAAGUCUGUGAUAGAGGCCCUUAAGGUCAUUGGACACAGAGUGACAGACUACGAAUACUUCUUCAAUGUGGUCAAUGCUGUGGCCAAGGAGGACGGAUGCAUCACAGCCGUGUCAGAUGCCAGGAAGCAGGGCAAAUCUGCUGGCUACUGACCAAAGGUUUACAGCCAAUUAGUUGGCUUUAGAACACUGUACAGUAGGUCCCAGAGGACAGUACUUUUAGUGAGAUUUAUUUUUUGUAAUUCUAUUAUCUUCAUAUAUGAACAUUUUUAUCUAAACCAACAGUCCAGAGCCUUAAGCAGAAUCAAAUGGCCCUCUUGACAAAAUACUUAGGCACUGAAAUGGAUGGAGUUUCUAAUUUUACCAAGUCCAUACAAUUACAUGCUUGUUCUUAAUGACUAACUGUACAGUACACAUAGAUUAUAGCACAAGGGAGGUCCCGAAGGAACUCAAAUGGGAAGAGAAGUUCAGUACAGCCUUUCAGCCUGUACUAACAUGGGACUCAUACUGUGACCACAAGGACUUGUCAGAUUCAGGACAGGACAUGAUACAACAUGUUACAACUCAAUCCUCCAAGUUCAUUUAUUAGUCCCUCUCUGGAGUGUUGCACCAAUACUCUGAGACUCACACUUUGAGAUAAAACAGGCUUUUUGCAGCCCCCUUCAGUGUCAGAAAGGAGUUCCACUGCCUAAUAAUACUAAAGCACCCUUUGCUGACUCUAACAGCUACCCAAUCAGUUUGCUGCCUAAUCUUAUUGGAGAGUGGAGAGAAUUGUGUUUGACCAAAUACAAUGCUACUUUUCAGAGAACAAAUUAACUACUGAUUUUCAGCAUGCAUAUACAGAAAAGCACUCAACUUGUACUGCACUGACUCCGAUGAUGGAUGAUUGGUUAAAAUAAAUGUAUAAUAAGAUGAUAGUUGAAGCUGUAUUGUUAGAUUUCAGUGCAGCCUUUGAUGGUAUUGAUCAUAAAUUGUUAUUGAAGAAACUCACAUUGGCUUUACAUCACUUGCCAUCACAUGGUUGGACAGUUAGUUAUCCAUUAUAACCCAGAGAGUGUUAGUCAAUGGAAGCUUCAUUAAUAUCAGAUAUGUGCGGUGUCCCUCAGGACAAUUCCACACUCUACAUGUCAGCACCCAAAGUCGCUGAGCUCACAAAAUAAAUAAAUAAAAGAUUGUCAGUUUUAGAAUGGGUGAAUAAUAAUAAACUGGUCUUAAAUACAUCUCAAACUAAAAGCAUUGUAUUUGGUUCAAAGCAUUCUCUAAGCCCUAAACCUCAACUGGAGUUGUACAUAAAGGGUGUGACCUUUGAGCAAGUUGAGGAAGCUAAAUUCCUACGCACAGUACGUAUAACACUGGAUGGUCAAUUAUCAUGGGCAAGUCAUAUUGGCAAAGUUGUUGUGAAGAUGGGGAGGGGUAUGUAUUUUAUAAAAAGAGGUUAUGUGUUUGAGACAAAUAAACUUGGCAUGUAUAACAAGGCAAUUAGAAAUUCCAGACAAGCUCGUUUUCUAACUUGAUCACUAAGAUCAGGGUGGCAGGGUAGGCUAGUGGUUAGAGCGGUGGACUAGUAAACGAAAGGUUACAAGUUCAAAUCCCUGAGCUGACAAGGUACAAAUCUGUCCUUCUGCCCCUGAACAGGCAUUUAACCCACUGUUCCUAUGCCGUCAUUGAAAAUAAGAAUUUGUUCUUAUCCUACUUGCCAAGGUAAAAUAAAGAAAUAAUCUGAAUAUUUAGAGUGAUCUUCUCAACCAUUGAUGGCCUGAUUUAAUCCUACCCCUGCAAGCAAACCUGCGAACUUUCCUCCACAGCUAAAAGCUAAAAUAAUACCUAGCUUUUCAUCUGGUGUUUUAUCUUUAUUCCACUUUAAUUAAAAUAUGCGGCCAGAUUCUCUCUGUGGUUUGGCGCCUUGUCUUGAUUUAGCUGGAGGAAGUUGUAAGAAAUCCAAGUAUUUAAAUCACUAAUACAGUCUAAUAAUUUAUCCGUGUAGCUAAAAUCCUCUGGUGACACAAAUGUAAAGUUGUGUAUCAAGUGCCAACUGUAUUUUAGAAAUUCCAAUCUGGUUUUCGUGCCCACUACAGCACAGAGACAGCCUUAGUUAAGGUGGUAAAUGAUCUUAGCGCUAACACAGAUGCCAAACAGCUCUCCGUCCUUGUACUCUUGGAUUUAGGUGCUGCAUUCAACACUGUUGACCAUGAUGUCCUCUGGACAGACUGGAGAGGUGGGUUGGCCUCUCAGGUCCAAUUCUAAAUUGGUUCAGGACCUAUUUGACAGGUUGAGCUUUUUUGUGACCCAUAACUCAGAGAAAAUACUACCACCUGAGGAACAUUGCCAAGGCGCGGCCAUUUCUCUCUCAGGCUGAUACAGAGAGACUCGUCCAUGCUUUUAUUAUAAGCAGGCUUGACUACUUUAGUGCUCUCCUGUUUGGUCUACCCAAGAAAGCUAUUGGUCAACUGCAAAACAUACAGAAUGCUGCAGCACUGGUACUGCCCAAGACCAGACGGAUAGCACACAUUACACUGGUUUUAAGGUCUCCGCACUGGCUGCCUGUGAGUUUUAGAAAUACAUUUUAAGAUUCUUAUAUUGCUUUUUAAAUCAAUCCAUAAUUGUGUACCCCAAUACAUGUCAGACAUACUUUUUAAGUUAUGUACCCAGUAAGUCCCUCAGGUCCUCUGGUACUGGCCUUUUAACUAUUCCAAAGCCUAGGACCAAGAGGCAUGGAAAGGCAGCCUUUAGUUACUAUGCCCCCAGCCUCUGGAACAGCCUGCCAGAGAUCCUCAGUGGGCUGAAACUAUGGACAUAUUUAAGAGAUCUUAAAACACACCUUUUUAGCUUUGCUUUUCCUUAGUGAUUUUUAGUCAUUUAGUUUUUGUUAUUCUUUUAUUUUUUAUCCUCUUAUUGUGUAGUAAAUAUUUAAGGUAUGUUUUUCCUGUGAAGCACAUGGCGUUGCAUUCCAUGUCUGAAAUGUGCAAUGUGCUGUAUAAAUAAAGUUUGAUUUGUACUAGUUGUUCAGGCUUUGGUCUUGUCCCAUCUUGAUUACUGUCCGGUAAUAUGGUCAAGUGCAGCAAACAAUGACCUAGCAAAGCUGCAGCUGGCUCAAAAUAGAGCACACGCCUUGCCCUUAACUGCACAUAUAGAGCUAACAUCAUCAACAUGCAUGCCAGUCUUUUCUGGUUGAAGGUUGAUGAGAGAUUAACUGAUUCUCUUCUAGUUAUGAGAAAUAUUACUGUGAAGAAAAUUGCAGAUUGUCUGCAAAUAACAUUCAGCUCAGACACCCAUACAUGCCACCAAAGGUCUCUUCACAGUCCCCAAGUUCAAAACGUAUUCACGGCAAUGCACUGUAUUAUACAGAGCCAUGAUCACAUGGAACUCCCUUGGAUCUCCAGUUACUCAGAUUUGUUUUUUUGUGGACCCCAGGAAGAGUAGCUUCUGCCAACGUUAAAUGGGGAUCCAAAGAAAAAACGGUACAUAUAAUAAAAUCAAUGUCCGAAAUAACAAGUAAAUUGGUAAGAAUGCCAUUGCGCAAUCUUACAGAAGCUAUAAUAACACGUGUGAACAGAAUGUGAAAAAUAAUGUACACACAGUGAGAGUACUGUAUUAGCUUUUGAUGUAUUGCAUUGACAUCACCAGGGCCUGUUGUCACAUGUACAGGUUUAUAUUGAUCCCCCUCCAGGUCUAUUAAAAAUUCAACCCGUGUUAACUUUCAGCAUUUAGCUCCGUCAUGUCUGCGAUGAAUACUAAUUACUUUGACUUAUUCUGUUUGCCCUAAAGGAAGUGAGAAUAGCUUUUUUUUAAACAAAUGCAGUAAUAGUAAUGCAAUGUUUCAAUAGUAGAGCUUGUGAAUGAGUAAUGAUCUCUAAAUUGGAUCCUCCCAGGCACUAGAUGUGAAUUAUGAAAACAUGCAAAUAUACUACCCGGUGUUGGUGUCUGGUGUUCAUGUGGGAUCAUUUGGAGUAAAGGAGCUCAGUGUUUGGUAUAGAUGUAGGAUCUUAAUUUGAGCCAGUUUGCUACAAAAGGAAAAUAAUCCUGCAGCAACAGGAAAUGUGAAUUAUAAUUAAUGGACAUUUUUGUAGGGUUUGAUACAUUUUCCAUAAGAAAAAAAGUCUGAAAUACACUUGUUUUACAUUUCCUGCAACAGGGUGAACAAAUUAAGAUCCUACAUCCUAUAUGUGCCCGAGUGUUUCAUCAGGUUUAGCUAAAUGAUAUUAAGAAAAAUGCUUGAAUAAAGCCUUAGUUAAUCAACUUUCCAAUACAGAAUGUUCUCUGUCCAGGGCAUUUCAAAGCUGUAAAAUUGUUGCGGUAAAAUAGUUGUUAAAAGCUUUGCCUCUGAGUUUUUGCCUCUGUUUUAUAUCCUGCUUUCCAAACUUUAAGUACUUUGUUCCUUUCUAACUAUACAGUAAGAUAUGUGGUAUGACCCUGUCAGAAGUUACAGUAUUAAUGAGGUCAUGUCAUGAGCUGUUGAAAUCUGUUGAUGGGAAAUUGUUAGUCAUAUAGUAUUGCUCGCUACCACAUGUUUCCUACUGUAACAUUUAGCCUUUUACAGUAGGUUAAUUCAUCCCCACAUACACACUUUGACCAUUGACCAUAGUACAUGUACUAUGUCCAAAAUGUGAUGCCAAUAGACAGGUUAAAUAUUUUCUAACAGACAUUGUCCCUUUUUGCUAUAUUUGUUUAAAGUGUAUGGUCUGUUACGCAUUCACUAUACCCCUGAGUGGCACUGAGAAUAGUUGCUUUACAUAUGCUUUCAUGUUAUGACAUAAUUUUCUAACAUAUUUUGUGGAAUAUAAAUCAAGGUUUCAUGUUUACUGUCCAAAAAAAUGGAUCAAGUGAAUAGAUUUUUGUGGAACAAAAUGUUAUGGAACACCUUACGAGAUGAUCAUCAAUAAAUAUGUUUACAUGUUCACUCGUGAGAACAAUUAAA
Oncorhynchus mykiss (rainbow trout) is the source of this 6742-nucleotide messenger RNA. The record is from RefSeq and is a predicted model, not a curated record. Lineage: Eukaryota; Metazoa; Chordata; Actinopteri; Salmoniformes; Salmonidae.